Messenger RNA from Prunus armeniaca (apricot), 1347 nucleotides. Lineage: Eukaryota; Viridiplantae; Streptophyta; Magnoliopsida; Rosales; Rosaceae. The record is from the annotation of a GenBank genome assembly.
AUGAGAAAGAAGAGAGUGUUGGUAGUCGGAGGCACAGGUUAUUUGGGGCAACAUGUAUUGCAAGGCUUUUCAGAGAUUCAAGCCACCACCCCUUGCGAUCUGGCCUUUACCCACCACUCCAAUCCUCCUCCCCCAGCAUUGCUCACUAUAUUUCCUCAUUUGCUGCCUUUCCAUGUCGAUUUGAAGACCGGCCAAGGAUUUCAAGCCAUUUCUCAAACGUUUGGGCCGCCUGAUGUGGUCAUAAACUGUGCUGCACUCUCUGUACCUCGUGCCUGUGAAAUGGAUCCUGCUGCUGCUAUGUCUGUGAAUGUGCCAUCUUCUCUUGUAAAUUGGUUAUUGAGCUUAGAGGAGACCAAUUCUCUUCUGAUCCAUUUGUCAACCGAUCAAGUUUAUGAAGGGGUGAAGUCCUUUUACAAGGAAGAUAAUGAAACUGUACCUGUAAAUGUUUAUGGGAAAUCAAAAGUGGCAGCAGAGCAGUUCAUUUCUGAAAAGUGUUCAAACUUUGCAAUUUUGAGAAGCAGUAUCAUCUUUGGGCCACAGACAGUCUCACCGGUUCCAAAAUCUCUUCCAAUUCAGUGGAUUGAUGGUGUCCUCUCCAAAGGAAAUACAAGCGAGUUCUUUCAUGAUGAGUUCCGUUGCCCUGUGUAUGUAAAAGAUGUUUUAGCUGCCAUACUAGCUUUGUCCAAGAGAUGGAUAUCAGACGGUAAGCAAACAAAGUUGCUACUAAAUGUCGGUGGACCAGAUAGGGUAUCCCGUCUUCAAAUGGCUGAGACUGUUGCAGAUAUUAGGGGAUACAAUCCCUCAUUGAUCAAAUCAGUGUCUGCAUCAUCAGUUGAUCGUGGAGUAAAGUCUCCUGCUGACAUAUCCAUGGAUAUCACUAAGCUGGUUCAGACACUUGGUGUUACUCCUACUUCAUUUAGAGAUGGUGUCAGAUUGACGCUUUCAACGGAGUUAUUUGGGCCUUCAGAGAAUCAAAACAUUUGGGCUUCUACAGCUUCAAGAAAUUUGGGCCAAUCCGAAACCUUGUAUCUUCCAAUGUACAGUUCUAAAAGACGGCCAAUACAAUUGCACAGUUUCAGUGAGCACCCAAACGCAGCUCUUUGUCCCCUUCAGCUGAAUCAGCUCUACAACGCCCCUCAGUUUGCAGAGAAAGAGAGGAGAGUAUUGACGAUCGAGCAUGGGAGGAGGCCCAAGCACUGGAAGCGCAACACCGCCAUUGCCAUGGCCGGCAUCUUCCUUGUCUGCAUUCCUAUCGCCAUGAAAUCUGCCGAGCUCGAGGUUUGUCAACUUGUGAUUGAAAGGGUCUUGCUUUGCAAUGUGAGUGGUAGACUUGGAAAAAUUGAGUAA